Parathielavia appendiculata is the source of this 1392-nucleotide messenger RNA. Its product is annotated as Metallo-dependent hydrolase. The transcript is spliced from 5 exons. Bases 106 to 1392 code for a protein of 428 amino acids. NCBI's taxonomy places the organism in Eukaryota, Fungi, Ascomycota, Sordariomycetes, Sordariales, Chaetomiaceae. Gene Ontology annotation, cellular component: cytosol. The record is from RefSeq and is a predicted model, not a curated record. Gene Ontology annotation, biological process: guanine metabolic process. Gene Ontology annotation, molecular function: zinc ion binding; guanine deaminase activity.
GAAAUAGUUUGAAGCGGUUUCUUUUCCGAUCUGACGAACUGGUACAGUGGUACCUCUCUCGACAACAACAGCCACUCCUCCGAGUCUUCUCACGAGGGCUUCCAAAUGACAAGCGCCCCUCACCAGAACCUGUCCAACUCUAGAGGUUCAGUGUCACACAUCCAAGAUACGAGCACCCUUGACCACAUGGCUCGACCAGGGAAAGUGUUUCUCGGACCAAUAAUCCACUUCCUCUCACCCUCGGAGCUCGAAAUUAUACCCUUUGCUCUCCUGGCAGUCAACCACGAGGGCCAAGUCACUUCUGUUCACAAAAGCGCCAACGCACAACAACUUGAGGACACGCUGGCCGCUCUAAAUAUCUCCCCGGACCUCGUCACCAUCCACCGUCUCGGCCCAAGCCAAUUCCUGAUCCCAGGCUUCGUCGGCACGCACAAUCAUGCACCGCAAUUGGUGCAGCACGGCCUGGGCCCGCAAAUGCACUUCCUCGACUGGCUCGACGCCAUCACCUUCCCCAACGACCCGGUUCGCCGCUGCGUCGACGGUUUUCUGCGCCAGGGCAUCACCACGGCGUCGUACUACGGCUCCUGCAACAUGAGCCGGAACCCGCUUAACUACUACCGGGACGCGUCGGUCGAGGAGAGUUUGCGGGUUACCGAGGACUGCAUCGUGCAUAUCCGGUCCAUUGGCCCCGCCGGACGACUCGUCAGACACAUUCUCACGCCGCGGUACGCCAUCUCGUGCCAUCCCGAGCUGCUGCAGGGCCUGGGCGACAUCGCCUGCGCGAAUCCGGACCUGCCCGUCCAGACGCACUUCAACGAGGCGGAGCAGGAGAUGAAGGUUACCAGGGAGCUGUUCCCGCAGUUCUCCAACGAGGCGGACCUGUAUGAGCACUACGGCCUGCUUGGGAAGAGGUCCAUCAUGGCGCAUUGCUGCCACAUGACCGAGUAUGAGUUGGGGCGGCUCAAGGCGCUCGACUGCGGCGUUGCUUACUGUCCCGCGGCGCCUGUACGGAAUUUUAUGCGGCGGGGGAUCAAGGUUGGCUUGGGCACGGACAGUGGAGGGGGUUUCUCAAGCAGCAUUCUGGAUGCGCUACGGCUGGCCAUGAUUCCCAGCCAUGCGCGCGAGGUCAUGUCCAUUGAUGAGGCCUUCCAUUUGGCCACGGUGGGUGGCGCUCGGGUCUGCGGUCUGGGAGAUAGGAUCGGUAGCUUUGAGGUGCGCAAGGAGUUUGAUGCCAUUGUUGUUGGGACCCAGAGGGCCGAGCAGGGCAUCAUGACCCUGGUGGAGGAAGGGGAUACACUCAGAUCCGUGUUUGAGAAAUUCGUUGUGAUGGGCGACGAUAGGAAUGUUGUCGAGGCGUAUGUCCAGGGCCGGUUAGUCAAGGGGAGGGCGUAG